AAACCCUUCCUGAUUUGUGCUCAAUAUCUGGACACCACCACAUGGCUGUCAACUUGGUGAAGGAAAAUGAACAUCGAUGGGUUUAGCUCUUUAAUCUUUAUCCAGCUUAAAUUAACACUACAUGUAUAUAUAUUUGUUCCUGUUUUUACUUUUGGUAUCACUUCUAGGUGCAGUAGACAACAUGUGAAAGAUAUCUGCCGUGACUCGCCUGCCAUCUUGAUCUGGAGCAAUGGUCAAACUUACUCUACCAUAAUAACCCCAAACCUGUACAGACUAUUGUCAUCUUUCCUAGCUUCAGUUAUGGACAUAUGCAAGGAGCAGAGAAGCUGUGUUUCCGUUUCUCGUGAAUCCACAGAUGUUAUCUCUCCUCCCAGUCCUAAUCCUCCUACCUCACCUCCUUUGAUUCCCUCAUCCCCGUGCCAGCCGCCCCCUCCCUUGGGUGGAUUGGGAUCAUUAUCACACCCGACCAACAAUACAGUGUGGAAUGUUGCAUCGGCCGAUGCAAGAAAACCCUCAGCAACGGCAGGGAAGGAUGAGAUUUCAAGAGGGAUGCAAAAGUUGCUGUCAUGGAGAAUGUGCAAUGAAAGAGACGACAAUGUAUGGAUAGCAAGCAACCGUCACACAGCUCCUGUCCUUCAACAAGGCCCAGAGUGUGGUAUAGUCGCCCUCUGCAUGGCUGUCAACAUGUUGGGGCCAGUCUCUGCAGAUAAGAGACACAUCAUGAACACUGCCCAAGAGAAAGGAUACACUAUUCAAGGGGAAAUGUUCUCAGCCACAAACUUACUGGACUUGGUGUCCUGUAGCUGUGGAGUCAAUGGCAGAGUUUUGGUAGGAAACAUGACGGAUAACCGAGAUGACAUCAUCCUCCACCUUGCCAAUGGUUGGCCAGUCCUGGUGCCUUAUGACAAGGAUGCCAACUGUGAGCCAUGCAGCUUAAGGGGACAUAGAGCCCACUGGGCUGUCAUUUCAGGUUUUUUGCUGCAAUGCAGCAGAGCUGACUUUCCAGAUCUGAACUCGAAAGAGAUUCAUCAGGAUCCAGCUGCAUCCAACCUGUACUGCAUCAGCGUUGAUAACCACGAUGGGCUGUCCGAGCACACCAUCCAAACAGUUCAGGCUGUCCUACAAAGCCUUCCUGCCUCCGAUGUCUACCUCCUGGCCAGGCAGGGUAAGAGCACCCAUAUCCACCCCUGGAGGUACACUGCACUGUCUGACAGCAAUUCUAACCUUCUAGAACUCGGUAGCAGCAUCCAGGCAGACAUUGGCAAGUUUAUGAUUCCAGAGGGUGGUAUACAGGCAGGGUUGUGCAGUCAAGUGGUCUUGAUAAGGCCUUGAUUUGGGGAAAACCCUCUUGGGAGGAAAAUGUUGAGUUGUGCAGGAAACAUUGCUGCUGUGUCCAUCAUGUCCAUGGGCAAGGCACUUAACCUGAACCAUUUCUCUUGCCAGGACUUUUUUGCUCUCAUGGAACUCAAGUAUGACAGAAAAUAUCCUAACAAACGCUGAAAAAUGGGGUUUUAUAUUUACAUCGCUGAGUUAGUUAUUUAAAGAUUGAAAUAAAUUAUUAUUAACUAUUUUCUCGUGAAUCUUAUGAGUAGUGCCGUGUAGAAUUUGAGCAUUUUUGGGCAUUCAAAUUCUGAAGAAUGAAAUACUCCUACCUUUUUAUAUGAACCACCUGGAUUAUGUGAGAAAAGUUUUUACAAGUUCAUAGGCGGAUUGUUAAAAUUACAUGUUUUGACUUAAUAUACUUCCAGUGCUGUUAUUGAGCCAAUUCCGUUUAUAUUGCAGAAGUUUUAUUACAUAAUUUUGGAAAAUCACUUGUUUUACAGUUUGAAGUUCAAAAUUGAAUCCAGGUGUAGAAAUGAAAAAGAAGUAGUUGUGCAAAGGUUUUUCCAGAGAAUUAUUUUUUUAGUAGUUGUGUUCAUAUAUUUAUUUUUGGGGAGGGGCAGUUGACGGGAGGUGGACCUUAAAUUGUUGAAGAAUUGAAGUGCUUCACAAAUAAAAAAAAACAAUGAGACCACAUCCAAUUAUUCUUAGAUAUCUGUUCUCAUUUUAUUAGGUCGUUGUUUGGCUUUCUAUUUAGGACAAUAAAGAAUACAGUCAGCAAACCAUUUCACAUUGUAGUCCCACUAGUUACAAAGUAAUGGUGCAAUUGAUGUUCAGUUUCAAGGAGAAAGAUGUUUUGAAUUCUUGGGCCAUGUACACAUAGACUAUUCUGGUGCUGAUACUUGGAAGCCAUUACUCAGGUGGUAACACACUUGUGAUUUUACAUGUUGUACCAAUGACAUGUUUACAAAUUGGACCUCAAAUUUAAGAACGUGUAUGACUAGACCCCAAUUUCACAGAAGCGCUGAGCAGAAAAUAUUGACGAGUCGAUUUCUGUACUGUGCAUAAAUCAGUUGAGUAGACAUACCGGUCACAAUCCAUGCACACCGCAUGAGAGUUUGGGCUACUAACCUGUUUUGUUCGCUAAAUAUGCCUGUUGGGAAAUUUCUGUGCAAACGAGCUACAUGAAAUUGGCUUAUGCACAAGAACAUGGUACCACCCAAAUGAUGCCUUCUUAUUCUGGUGACAGGAUUCUUCUAUACAUGAGUAACACAUUUUACAAGCAUGAAAGCACAUAUAUGUCAGACUAUCUUUUUCUUUAAGCCCUUCCUAGAUUUAGGAUGGAAAACUGCCUCCCGUAAAAGCAUAGCCAGUCCAUUUUGUGACCAUUGUGUAUUUAGGCAAACAGUUCAUGUAAAGACCUUAUUUGUAAUGGUUAUCCAAUGCAAUAAAAUGCUCUUCAUAACAGGAAUUUUGUUUUCAGGAAAAAUCUAUGUUUCGAGUACAAGAUAGGACUGGUACAAAACAUUCAUUUCAUAAGACUAAUUUGGAUCCCAAUCAAUAGUCACAAUGAGCACCUGAAAAGCAAGUUGUGAGAGAAUGAAUGGAAUAGGUGUGAACUCAACUUGGUGAGGUGGUGACAUAUCACUGUCAAGUGGCAUAAUGCGAUGCGUAUUGUCACUAUCAUUCACAACAAUGUAUUUUCAGAGCUUUUUUGUUUCAGCUUCCACUGAGCUGAAAUGUUAAGUCAAUUCUUCCAAAUAUACGACAGUUUUAAAGGUCACUCUAUCAAACAUUUUACAAAUGUUGAGAAUGUCUGUGAAACUUCUUUUCUGGUUAUUUUUCUUGACAACCUGAGCACCUUUUAUAAAACUUUCAUGAAGUUUAAAGUACACUUAUAAGCAAAUAAGUGGCAAUACUCCAAUGCUUUCAAUGGCCUUUCAAAACAUCUUCUGAUUAUCCACUUCAAACUCUAAAUCUGAAAAUAAGUAUGCAUUUAAAUGGUUCUGUGUCAUGUUUGUAAAAUAAUCAGUAAUUUUGUUUAUUUAAUUUUGCUUUCUAUAUGAAAAAAAGAAAUGCUUGAUACUGAUACAGUGACUUAAAGCUGCUCACAGAAGACUUGAAUUCAAGUUAAGAGUGGUCAGGUUUUGUCCAUCCGUGCCACUGGUAAUAUGGAACUGUGUUAAAUAUUUUUUUAAUUACUCUUUUCAACAUUUCAUCUGAUGGGAUAUGACUCAUUGGGAGUUAAAUCACAUGCAUGUGAACCCAAGUACAUUAUGUGCGUAUCAUUAACAUGGCUGAACAAACAAGACCCAUUCAGUUACAGACUUGAAACCAAGGCUUCACUCAAAGCUGCUUGUAUGUUUCUGUUGGCAGCCAGUAGGGAGAAGUCACAAUUAUUGGUCCAAAUACAUGUAAGUACCUUUUUCAGACACCAUCAAAAUUACAGAAAUGAGAAAUGACAGUAGUAAAAUCAAAUACAUGAACGUUAAUGUAGUUUGCUUGGUCACUUACAGUCUAAGAAAUAAAAUCCCUGUUUAAAAAAAAAAUACCAGACAAUGUUGAAUAACUUCAUGUUGCAAGAAAGAAAUUAGCUGGAAGAAAGUGGUUUGAAAACAGGG
This is a messenger RNA of Patiria miniata (bat star), 3941 nucleotides long. Its product is annotated as UPF0692 protein C19orf54 homolog. The transcript is spliced from 6 exons. The record is from RefSeq and is a predicted model, not a curated record. NCBI's taxonomy places the organism in Eukaryota, Metazoa, Echinodermata, Asteroidea, Valvatida, Asterinidae. The coding region runs from base 67 to 1332 and encodes 421 amino acids.